Molecule: messenger RNA, 3058 nt
Organism: Fundulus heteroclitus (mummichog)
Lineage: Eukaryota; Metazoa; Chordata; Actinopteri; Cyprinodontiformes; Fundulidae
Gene: klhl22
Product: kelch-like family member 22
Exons: 9
Coding region: 256-2178 (640 amino acids)
Biological process (GO): positive regulation of TORC1 signaling; protein monoubiquitination; proteasome-mediated ubiquitin-dependent protein catabolic process
Cellular component (GO): mitotic spindle; Cul3-RING ubiquitin ligase complex; cytosol
Molecular function (GO): protein binding
Source: RefSeq, a predicted model, not a curated record
GUACGGACCAAUAGCGUUUGAGCUUUCGAUCAAACACUAAAAGUAAACAGACAUGUUUUGACCUGUCAGGAAGAAAUCGGGCUGCUGCGCUCCUUGGUUGUACACAGUGCGCGACGGCAGCCAGCAGGCUAGCCUGUUUUUAGCUUGUAUAACACAACUGCUAGCUUAGCAGCAGGGAACCAGCCACAGUCUGACGGCUCUGCGGAAGCGGCCAGCGUCCCGCGGGGCGAUGGUGCUGCCAGGCAGGUGAAGGGGAUGAAACCGGAAGGUCAGCGGGUCAUCAUGGCUGAGCAGAACGGGCGGCAGCUGGUUGGUUCGGUGAGACAGGCCGGCUCCUCGGGCCGCCCGGACCGCCAGAUGUUCAAGUGUUGGACCCACUUCCCCAGCCUGAUGGAGGGCAUGCACGGCCUCAGACAGAGCGGGACCCUGUUCGACGUCGCGCUGCUGGUGGAGGGUCGGCCCAUCCCGGCCCACCGCAUCCUGCUCGCUGCCUCCUGUGAUUAUUUCAGGGGCAUGUUUGCCGGAGGCCUGCGGGAAACGCAGCAAAACGAGAUUCCCAUCCACGGAGUAUCCCACACGGCCAUGAAUAAAAUCCUCGACUACAUCUACACGUCUGAGAUCGAGUUAGACCUGGAGAACGUGCAGGAAGUCCUGAUCGCCGCGACGCUCCUUCAGCUUGAGGACGUGAUUGGCUUCUGCUGUGACUUCCUGUUCUCCUGGCUGGACGACGGCAACGUUCUGGAGGUCCUCCACCUGGCCGACGUCUACGGCCUCGAGCACCUCAAAGCCAAAGUCCACUCCUACAUCCUCAGGAACAUUCAGACGUUGUCUCGGACGGACGUGUACCGGCAGCUGCCCGAGGAGGACGUCUUCCUGGCGCUGAGCAGCGACGCGCUCCAGGUGGCCAGCGAGAACGAGGUGUAUGAGGCGGCGCUUCACUACCACUACAGCCCCGAGGAGGUGGAAACUGACCGGGUGUACUUGCAGGUCAGUCGGAAGGACAACCUGAGGAUGCUGGACGCCGUGCGCUUCUGCCUAAUCGAGAAAAGCGUGCUGCAGAGGCUCCACGACAGGCUGGACCCGUGCCCGCUGAAGGACUCUGUGUCGGCGGCGCUCCGGUACCACGAGCAGGAGAUGUGGCAGCCCGUGCUGCAGAGCCCGCUCACCCGGCCGCGCUCCACCUUCCACUGCAUCCUGGGCUUCGGCGGGAUGUUCAGCUCCAGCUCCUUUGCAGACACCGAGCACGUCUUUCAGGUGUUCCACCCGAGCUGGAGGGAGUGGAGGACGCUCAAAGCGGCCUACGCCCCGCGGAUGUCCAACCAGGGCAUCGCUGUGCUCAACAACUUCGUCUACCUGAUCGGAGGCGACAAGAACAACAGCAGCUUCCGUGCGGAGAGUCGCUGCUGGAGAUAUGACCCUCGUUGCAACAGCUGGUGCUCCAUCCAGCCUCUGCAGAAGCAGCACGCCGACCACUGCGUCUGCGUGGUGGGCGGCCACAUCUACGCCAUCGGCGGGCGCGACUACAGGAGCGAGCUGGACUCCGUGGAGCGCUACGACCCGAGCACCAACACGUGGGAGUUUGUGUCCCCCAUGAAGAAGGAAGCGUAUGCUCAUGCCGGAGCGGCGGUAGACGGCAGGAUUUACAUAACAUGUGGCCGUCGGGGGAUGGCGUACCUCAGAGAGACCUACUGUUUCGACCCCGCGGCCAAUCACUGGACGGCGUGCGCAGAGGGGCCGGUGGAGCGGGCGUGGCACGGCAUGGCUGCCGUGAACGGCCGCGUGUACGUCAUCGGGGGCAGCAACGAUGUGCGUGGAUACCGGCGUGACGUCCUGCAGGUGGCCUGCUUUGCCCCCGCUGCAAACUCCUGGUCUUUACUGACCCCGCUCCCGUCUGGACACGGAGAGCCCGGCAUGGCCGUGCUGGACGGCCGCAUCUACGUGCUGUGCGGGCGGUCGCACGACAGGGGCAACAGGAUGAAGUACGUUCACGUGUACAACACAGACACGGGGGAGUGGGAAAACGAGACUGAAUUCAGAGAGCGCGUCUCGGGCCUGGCCGCCUGCGUGGCGCUCAUGCCCCCGGCGGUGAUCGCUCAGGCCCGAGGCUGGGAGAAUUGCACCAAGGCGUCUUCAGACGACGCCGACGUGGACAACUCUGAGGAGUCCAGCGAGGACUGAGAUGAACUCGUCAGCCGUCCUGCAUUUUUCCCACCCGGAACAUAAACCAGGGUGUCAGCACUUUUAAGGGACGGUGCAUUGAUAAGUUUUAGUGCCUCUGAAAGGGGUUCGGUCAGGGCGUCUGCACGCUUUUUGCUCCUCCUCAAAUUCGUGGUACCACACUCCAUCCAGAUAAUCCCCGUCAGCUGAAACAUUCAUCGCAACUGAUCGCUCUUCCGCCUUUAUUUAGGCGUUCGUUUUUUUUUUUUGUUUGUUUUUUUGCAAUCCACUUAAUGUGUAGCAUCUAAAACAACUGGCUCAUUUGCACAAGCGCUUUCUUUGGAGGGACGUUAGAUUCUGCUGACAGCAGCUUUUAGUCCUUCGAGAUUGUUUUUGACAAGGAAUCUUUUUAAAAAAACAAACGUUUGUUCCUGGGUUUGCAGAGAUCUGCCGCAGUUACUGUUGCGUCCCGGGUAAACCGUGUUCACCUUGAAACGUAGAAGCGUGCCUUGUUUUUGCGAUCGCAUCCGUGAUGUUUGACGAUAUCAGGGCGGACAGAAAUGAGCCUUAGGUCAAAGUGAGGACGGAUCACUGUGAAGGCCACAAUGUUUCAGAAGGUCGGUCUCAGUUUAUGGUUUGCUGCCAUCCAAACACGUCUUUGUGUAACCAUUAUCAUGUAUGUGUCGUUUGAUUUGUCCUGCAUACCACUGGCACACUAGAGGUUGGGGUUUACAGCACAAUAAUGAACUCAACUUAUAGAUGUAUCCUUCCACAGCCAUUUGUCCCUGGCUGGGUAUGCAAGUCUGGUCUAAAUUCCUCCAUCUGCUUUUUUUCCCCCUCCAGCAGAAGCUUGGUGAAAUUAUUAUUUUGUAAAUAAACAACAGAAUUUUCUUUCACUGCA